GUCUGGCCGACAGGAUCAUCUCACACCUGAAGUCAUCAAGGAGUCUCUUCAUCAUGUGCCACAUCCCUGUCUUCUGCUGGAUCUCAGCCGCUGUUCUGGAGAAGAUGUUGAGUCAAGCAGAGAGUGGAGAGAUUCCCAAGACCCUCACUCAAAUGUACACACACUUCCUGAUCCUUCAGACCAACAUCAAACAUCAGAAGGACUAUGAGAAGAAGGUGACAGAUGAAGACAUGGUCCUCAAACUGGGGAAACUGGCUUUUCAGCAGCUUAUGAAAGGAAACCUGAUCUUCUAUGAUGAAGACCUGAGAGAGUGUGGCAUUGCUGUGACAGAAGCAGCAGUGUACUCAGGAUUGUGCACUCAGAUCUUCAGAGAGGAGUUGGGCCUGUAUCAGGGGAAAGUCUUCUGCUUUGUUCAUCUGAGCCUUCAGGAACAUCUAGCAGCUCUAUAUGUGCACCUCUCCUUUACAGUCAAGAGGAGAAAUGUGUUUGACCAAACUAUACAGCGAUGGUUGUCCAAGAUUUUUAACCAGAAGAAAUAUAAUUCACUAUCUGAGCUGCAUCAGAGUGCUUUAAAAAAUGCCUUAAAGAGUGAGAAUGGACAUCUGGAUCUUUUCCUGCGUUUUCUUCUGGGUCUCUCAGUGGAGUCCAAUCAGACUCUCUUAGGAAAACUACUGACACAGACAGGAAACUGCUCCUACAACAUUGAGAAAACAGUUCAGUUCAUCAAACAGAAGAUCAGGGAGAAUCGCUCUCCAGAGAAGUCCAUCAAUCUGUUUCACUGUCUGAAUGAACUGGGUGAUGAUUCACUGAUACAGGAGAUCCAAGAUUAUCUGAAAUCUGGAGAAAUAAGAGAAACCAAACUCUCCUCUUCACAGUGGUCAGCUCUGGUUUAUGUGUUGCUGACAUCAGAGCAGAAGAUGGAUGUGUUUGAUCUGAAACAGUUUAAUGGAGCACAACAUACAGCAGAUGAUGUUCUUCAGAAUCUGUUACCUGUGGUUAAAGAAUCCAGAUCAGUUCGACUAUGUGGAUGUAAUCUCACUGCUCAGUCCUGUGAAAGUUUGUCUUCAGUACUUUGA
Molecule: messenger RNA, 1076 nt
Organism: Carassius auratus (goldfish)
Lineage: Eukaryota; Metazoa; Chordata; Actinopteri; Cypriniformes; Cyprinidae
Product: NLR family CARD domain-containing protein 3-like
Exons: 3
Coding region: 54-1076 (340 amino acids)
Source: RefSeq, a predicted model, not a curated record